Messenger RNA from Schistosoma guineensis, 2154 nucleotides. Lineage: Eukaryota; Metazoa; Platyhelminthes; Trematoda; Strigeidida; Schistosomatidae. The record is from the annotation of a GenBank genome assembly.
AUGGUACAUCCCAAAAGAAUUCUACGUGCACAUUUCAGUGCUGUUACUGACCAAGAACUACAUGGUGCUAUGAAAAAUCUUCGAGAACCUAAUAAACACGAAGCAUUGUCAGUAGAUGCUAGGCAAGAACUUGAUCUUCGAAUCGGUUGUGCGUUCACUAGGUUCCAAACGAAAUUUUUUCAGGGGAAGUAUGGUGAUCUAAACAGCAAUCUUGUGUCGUUUGGACCUUGUCAAACACCUACACUUGGAUUUUGCGUAAAACGACACGAUCAAAUCCAAUCAUUUAAACCAGAAACAUUUUGGCGGAUAAAGGUCUCGGGUGUAGAUGAUACCGGGGGUGUAUUAGAAAUGUCAUGGAAUCGUGAUCGUAUCUUUGAUAAAGAAGCUGCUUCAGUAUUUUUAGGUCGAGUCAAGUCUUCCAAAACAGCAGAAGUCGUCCAGGUAUCUGUCAAACAGAAAAUUAAACCACGUCCACAAGGUUUGAAUACAGUAGAAAUGUUACGAGUUGCCAGUGCUGGUUUAGGUAUUGGACCACAUAGUGCAAUGGCUAUUGCGGAACGAUUGUAUACAUCUGGUUACAUAAACUAUCCACGUACUGAGACAACAGCUUAUCCAAACACAUUUGAUUUACGUGGAUUACUACAGCAGCAGGUGAAUAAUCCAGUUUGGGGAGAUCUAGCUCGUGAAAUUCUAAAAAGUGGGUUAACUCCACCUCGUGCUGGUCAUGAUGCAGGUGACCAUCCUCCUAUUGCUCCUAUGCGUUUUGCGUCUUCCCAAGAACUGGGACAUGAAGCCUAUCGAUUGUAUGAAUACAUUACACAACAUUUUAUCGCUACUAUUAUGCCCGAUUGUUGUUAUGAACAAACACAAGUGACCGUAUCCGUUGGUGAUGGUGAAUUGUUUACAAUAAGUGGAUUAAAAGUAGUUGACCCUGGUUUUACACGAAUAUUAACUUGGCAAGCAAUAGAAGAUAAAUCGUUGCCUCUAACACUUCUUAAUCAAGGCUAUCAAUUCAAUUUACUUGAAGAACCAAGUUUAGUUGAAGGACAAACUGGUCCACCAGACUAUUUAACUGAGGCUGAAUUAAUUACCGCUAUGGAACGUCAUGGGAUUGGAACUGAUGCAUCAAUCCCAACACAUAUAGAAAAUAUCGUUCAAAGAGGUUACGUUCAACUUCUUUCGGGGCGAAAACUACAACCUACACCAUUAGGGAUUGUACUUGUUCAUGGUUAUCAAACAAUCGAUGCCGAACUUGUCCUACCACAUAUGCGUAGAGCUGUUGAAGAACAAUUAAAUCAUAUUGCUCGUGGUCAUGCUAAAUAUGAUUUAGUAUUACAAUUUGUUUUAGCUAUUUUUGCCGCAAAAUAUCGUUAUUUUGUUGAACAUAUCAAUGGUAUGGAUCAAUUGUUUGAAGUUUCAUUCACUACUCUAGCUAGUUCAGGUAAACCUUUAUCCAGAUGUGGAAAAUGUCAUCGAUACUUAAAGUUUAUAGAUUCUCGACCACAACGACUUCAUUGUUCAAUUUGUAAUGAAACAUAUACAUUACCACAGAAUGGUACAAUUCGACCCUAUAAAACCGAAAAGUGUCCUUUAGAUAAAUUUGAACUACUAUGCUAUACUCAAGGCGGUAAAGGAAGAAAUAUGGUUUUUUGUCCAUAUUGUUUUUCUCAUCCACCAUUUGAAUCAAUGCCAAAAUUAUCCGGUUGUAAUAGAUGCCCUCAUCCAACAUGUCCACAAUCAAUGGAAUCAUUAGGAGUUGAUGCAUGUCCUGAUUGUCCAUAUGGUAUACUAGUUUUAGAUGAUUCUAAUGCACCAAAAUAUCGUUUAAAUUGUAAUAGAUGUCCAACAUUCCUGUCUAUUUCUGACGCUGUAAAAAGUAUGUCUGUCAAAAAUGUUAGUUGUUCAGUAUGUACAGCUAUGCAUCUUAACUUGAGAUUUGAUCCGGGUAAAGUCCCUAAUUCAAGCGAAGAUAAUUCUGAAAAAAUUAGCACUACAUUCUCUGGAUGUGCAUUCUGUACAGAAUCAUUAUGUUCAUUAUUCACUAUUGUAAGAAAAAAGGAAGCACCGAAUAAUCCUACUGUCAAUUUACGUGGUUCACGCCAUCAUUCUGGAACCCAUCAACGAGGUGGUCGACGAGGGCGGAGUUUUCGAUAA